Molecule: messenger RNA, 544 nt
Organism: Ornithodoros turicata
Lineage: Eukaryota; Metazoa; Arthropoda; Arachnida; Ixodida; Argasidae
Product: bolA-like protein 3
Exons: 4
Coding region: 87-407 (106 amino acids)
Cellular component (GO): mitochondrial matrix
Source: RefSeq, a predicted model, not a curated record
AUGCGGAUCAUGCAGUUAGACGAUGCGCCAUAUUCAUUCUCUCAAUCUUUAGCUCGAUUAAUCGGCUUAGUAAUUCCAUAUCAACAAUGAGCAGAGCCUUGUCUUCGUUUCUUUCGACAUUUGUAAAACGCUUUCAGGUAUUCAGGCUACUGUCAAAUGAAGCAUUGAAAACCAGUGGAGAAAGGGACCUUACAAGCUUACUGCAGCAAAAAUUUCCUGAUGCUUGCAGUGUUCAAGUUAAAGACAUCUCAGGUGGAUGUGGUGCAAUGUAUGAAGUUUCUGUGACAUCUAAUGUGUUCAAAAACCUUCCCAUUAUACAACAGCACAGACUAGUUAAUGAGGCCUUAAAAGAGCAGAUCCAAGACAUGCAUGGGAUACGGAUAUCUACAGCGGUUCCAGAUAAAUAGAUGUUAUGUUUAGAAUAGUUAUGUUCAAAUUGCUGUUUAGAAUGUUGAAUUAAAAAGCUGAAGUCACAUGCUCAACUCUAAUCACAUAGAGAGAAUACACCAUCAACAUAUUCAAUAAAAUCUUGCAUACAUUUCCA